Molecule: messenger RNA, 5025 nt
Organism: Folsomia candida
Lineage: Eukaryota; Metazoa; Arthropoda; Collembola; Entomobryomorpha; Isotomidae
Gene: Nup188
Product: nucleoporin NUP188 homolog
Exons: 21
Coding region: 147-4937 (1596 amino acids)
Biological process (GO): protein import into nucleus; RNA export from nucleus
Cellular component (GO): nuclear pore inner ring
Molecular function (GO): structural constituent of nuclear pore
Source: RefSeq, a predicted model, not a curated record
CAAGGGUAUGCAACGGGCCGGGAAACGACUUUCCCUCACGAAUUCCGCUCUGCAUAAUAACGUGGAAUAUUUUCUGAUUUGUUUCUCUAUGUAAUAAUAUUUUCAAUUAAUUACAAAGUUUAUAAAAGUAAUAUCAUUGUCCAGGGAUGAGCACGUCAGAAGACCAUGAGUUGCGGGUUCAAUGGCCGUACAAAUACUUGUGGAACGUACUACGGGGUGCGUCUAUUGUGGCCGAUGACGACGUGAUAUUGGAGGAGUUGCGCGUAUCGUACGAACGAAUAAUUCUUGCCCUCACACAAUUCGCCCAUGCCGAAAAACCGAAUGAGGAUGCGGUGCCAACUACAACGACUGAUGUUCCUAACCCAUCAACGUCCACCGCAUCGUCGUCCUCUGCUCCGACAACAACUGCAGCAGGGACAACUGGGAACGCAUCAUCAGAGAAACUGGACAAUGAGAAAAAGUUGAGGAAACGAAUUUCGGCGCAACUGGAGCUGGAUGAAAAUGUGGCGUGGGAUAUAUUUUGCAGCUACAUGAUGUUUGAAUACCGUGGAGGUAGUACAUCCUUCGAAAAGCUGUUGGAGGCACCUCGAGUCUCGACAGACUUUUUGACCGACUUGCAACAAUACUACCAGAACGAGAGGCUCUCUGUUGUGCUUGUGAUUCAGGCUAUUUUUGGGUAUGCGAGCCAACCUGGUCACAAAUAUAACAACAUCUUUCAAUCUGUGUGUGAGUGGGUCAAACAAGACGGAGCUACAAAACUUACAGCGAAUCUAGUGAAAUCCUUGGAUUUAUCAAGAAAUUCACAAGAGGAAAUACAAGUUCUGCACGCCCUUAGCGUCUUCAUUUAUCAUAUGCCUUCUCCUGGCAUAGAAGACUUUUGUAAGGAAUUCAAGUCAUUUCGACCAGGGCGAAAAGAUAAGAAGGUGAUGUUGGCUGAGGCAGCUCUGAUGUUCACUCUCAUGAACUUUCCAUUAUUACAAGAAGCUGAGGAAGAAGUUUCCGCCGCACUUCGAAUGGCUGUAGAAAACUUGUUAGAAGCGAGCGCGGAAGAUUUGUUGAUGAAUGACUUUAAUAAAGGUUCAGUCUUGAGCGGAUAUUUCUCAACAUGCUUCCAAAAGAAUGUAAAGGUCAAGGGCAUCCUUGGACAUCCAAAGCAUCAGCUUGACACGACUUUCUCAACCAUGUUGGAAAUAGCUCAAACAUAUUCCACGAAAAGUGUUGAAAAUAAUAGGAACAACUUGUCAAAUGUAAUACUGAAGUCGUUGCUAUUCGCCCUCCGUGCAUUGGCCACGAGGCUUACCGAAGAAAGAAUCUUUAGAUGUGGAACAAGUGAUGAUUUUUAUCAACUUGCAACUGUUCUCCUGAAUCAUUCUGAAGUUGCAGCCAUAUUGUGUUCAGAUGAAGGUUCUGUCCUCCAAUUGAUGGUUUUCUCUGCAAUGUCUGAAUUUCCUCUAAAAGUAAAGAAUAUGACUGAAAUUUGGGGAAGUUUAUGUGCUGCAAAUGCAUGUCUCCAUCAGAAUCAGUGUAUUCCUCUAUUGAAAGAUUAUUGUAAAAUGGUGACGACGUUGGCAGAGUGUGUUGAAGAUCCAGACAGUAUCAAGGAAAUUUUAUCAUUAAAUUCGAACGGGUAUAAGCUCGUUGCACCCCGCGUUGUGGCUGGCGUUCGACUUCCUACAGGGACAGAAUUGGAUCACAUGCAGGAAGACCCAGAAAAAAAUGUGUUCACGUUAUACUGGCGCAUUCCUGAUAACGUUGUUAUUGAUGUUUUCUCUGUGAUAAACAGCCAGAGGCUUAUCCCCAUUGCAACUCAUCUUCAGAGUGGUGCUAUGGGACAGGCGCCUAUUACUGAGAUGGUGAAAUGGGUUCACGAUGAGAAUGAAAAUGUAUGGAGCGUUUUAAAGUUUCUUAUCAAGUAUGCCUCGUGUGCACCUGCAAUUACCGAGACUCUAAGUCAACUGUAUGAGCCAAUGGCCUUCAUAGUGUUCAAAACUCUUGAUUACAUCAACCAGUGGGAGACAAAAUCGGAACUGUGCAGUAAGUUGAUCGAGCUUCUUGUUGCAGCAAAUAAGUUUGGAGUACAAAAAUGGAGCCACGUGUACUUCAGUGAAGUAUGGCCUACAAGGAUCGAGUCGUCCUCCUUCAUUGCAGAUAUUAUCAUGGGAUAUGAAAGUGUAGCCAACAACGAAUGCCUCGUUACGAUUUCCUUUUUGCAAUCAAUCCAAACAUUUUUCAAGGGAGGCGCUGGCGUAGUUCAAUUCGCCAGUGAUAUUGAAGAAAAGAUUGCAUAUCAUGCGAUUGAUUUUUUGAACGAAAACGUCUUUCAUUCCUUUACGAGGUGGCGUUUCAGCACUGCUGAAGCUAAACACAAAAUUCUACUCUACUGUUUGAAAGUUUACAGUCUUGUGUUUGAUGUGCAGUCACAAGACUGGGCACAACUUAAAGAUGCUUGUGCAAUUUCGUUGUUGUCUCCAAACAGCUCUUUAAUGUCUGUAUUAUCCGCUUCGGAAGAUGGGCUACAAGUUUGUGUACUUCAACCUACCAAAGAGAAUUGGCUCAUUCCAGAAAUAAUUUAUGAAUCCCUGGCUGUUCUACUUAAAUUAUUCCAAUUUCAACGGGAAUCUAUCCGAUUAGUAGACGAAUCACUUGGAUCGACACUUGUUCAAAAACUUGGUAGAUUUGCUCGUCAUCGCCUGGACUAUAAAAUCCCAACUUUGUCCAUGGCCAUUUUGAAAAAGAUUGCCGAAGAGAUGAACAUGUCACUUUUAUCAUGUUUUGGGAGUGAAGAAGUGGCAUUUCGUGAUCUAAUUUCUCAGCGAUUAGAAUUCAGAUCAGAAGAUGUGAAUCUCAAAGUGUCUAUUCUAGACUUUCUAACUGUUGCGGCACACACCCAACCUGGUCUCAUUCAAUUCAUUUUUAUGGAUGACUUUCUUGCCCAGAAAAUUAUAGAUUUGCCAACAGAGAAGGAUGAAGGUCUAGCACUAUCAGUGUUAUGCUUUCUAAGAGCUUUGUUUCGCAAAGGAGCGUCCGUCAUGAAGAAAUGUCAGAAUUUAUGGGACAACAUGUUUCAUCCAAUUAAUCAAUUACGACCCGGUGGUCGUUUGAAAAUUAUUACAUGCACGCUUAACAUUGCGUCACUGGAACUGUUUCGCUUUGGAAUAAUUAACACAAAAUUUGGAAUUGAAAUCAAGUCUUUGCUUAAAGAAGAAAAUUUCUUCCGUUUGCUUCAGAUGCCAUUAUCUCAACCUGGCGAGCAGAGCACAAAGUGUUUACUUGCUUUUAAACAUUUUAUCAGUGUUGUGCUACACCGAAAUGAUUUAGAAGACACAUUUAAGGAUGAUAUGAAAAAGAGGUUGUUGGACGUUAUCAGUCAACCAUACUGGGCGAUGAAAGAAGACGAGAUAACUGACCCCCACGCUUCUAAAGUAAUGAUGGACCUGAUAUGCCAACUUGUCAAUUCCAUUAGCGAUGUUGGCUACAUCAACACGUAUUUGGUUAACCUCUCUGGACGACUAAGCAAGCAUUUCUUUGAAGACACUGCUCCUGUGCAAAUAAGUACACUGCGACUGGUUAAUAUUUGCAUGAAGAAAGUCCCAAAUGGGAAGAUGGAAACUACAACUUUGGAAAAUAUUAUACGCGUUAUAGCCCACAUUUUGGAUAACGCCUCAAAAGUGUUUAAGCACGUUGAUGCAAGCCUAGACUCUAUAGGACCUCUUAUUACCUUAUCCGCGUCAAUUAUCAUAACAACAAUUAAGACGGUAGAUGGGCAAGAGUGGCAGCCUUUGUUUCAUCGCUAUACGAUUCCUCAUGCGAUUGUUCAUGCUACCCAUGAAGGGAUUGCUAAAUGUCGAAAAGAAGAUAUCAUUAUGGAGCUUCUUGGUGUAUUGCUGAAGAUGGCAGAGGUCAAAGAGUGUGCGGAGGCCCUCAUAUCCGGUUUAAUUGUUGAAAAAGUAUUUGUCCUUGUGAUGCGCAACGCAGAACGUUCAUAUAAAGAACCAAUAGAAACAUCUUCACGUGAAGACUGUUCUAACUGGACCAAGAUUUACCUAGUAAGUCUACAACUAAUGACGCAAAUUCUACGCACAGAAAAGAUAUUUUUCGUCGAGCAAUGUCUAAACUUAUGGGGAAGUCAUGGGAGCCACAUAGUGGACCGGCUUAAUUCGCUUCCGGCUAUGACCACGGCGUGCAAGUUGAAUCAGCACGACUACAACUUUAGGAUGAUGAAGAGCUUGCUCACUUUUAAUGUAUACGCUUUGGACGCUGUGAUAGCGAUGAUUCCAUAUUGGAAACAUUGGACACUUCACAACAAUUAUGAGCAUCUUCAGGUUUUGGAUGCUGUAUUCACAUCCAUGCAGACAUCGGUUAACCUAUUAGACCAGCCGCAAUUUCUACAAUCUUUUAUAUCUCAUAUGCACAGUAAAUCAUCAACAUUUCUUGAGACUCGACCAACGGGACAAUUACUAGAGCUACACUUGAAAUUGUGGGAUGUCAUUCACCUAUCAACCUACAUUUUCUGGUAUUUAAGAACGUGGACUAGUGACGUGAUUGAAAAUUCCAAGAUUCUUGCAGCAUCCAACCAAGUGGCCCAAGCUUGCAUUACAUCAAUUUCUAAACCAGAGAGAAGAUCUCAUACUUCCGGAGGUCACUCACAUUCGCAUGUACACACCCACACAACAAUACAUCCUGUCGUUGUAGCGUCAACGAGUUCAAACACUGCUCGGAUUAUUGAUACUCUUGAGAGAACUCUUAGUUUAUACCUGUUUCAUGGAAGGAGGGUUCUUGAGCAUCCGUCCGUUACUGCGAAACAGAGACAAAAUAUGAUGCGAGAAAUAUCAAUUGAUGUUGGAACCUUGUGUGAUGGGACACGAAGAGUUAUUUUGAGUCAUCCAAGUGAGUUGCUGAACAAAUUGUGCAAUUCACUGGAAUCAUACUUCAAAUAAUUCUAUCUAAUUGUAGACUAUUAAUAAGAUAUUUACAUAAAUUAAAUUAUUAUAUUAUACGUUUUCUACCAUGAGACACUGACUGAAA